Lutzomyia longipalpis is the source of this 558-nucleotide messenger RNA. RefSeq lists its product as uncharacterized. NCBI's taxonomy places the organism in Eukaryota, Metazoa, Arthropoda, Insecta, Diptera, Psychodidae. The coding region runs from base 66 to 467 and encodes 133 amino acids. Gene Ontology annotation, biological process: sleep; regulation of synaptic transmission, cholinergic; positive regulation of voltage-gated potassium channel activity. The record is from RefSeq and is a predicted model, not a curated record. The transcript has 3 exons.
UUUUGUUCAGUUUAUCUUUGGACGUUUUGUGAAAUAAAAUCAAGUCAAGAAAUAUUUUUUAAAAAAUGUCAAAGAACCUUCUUCUAGCUUCAAUCCUUGUUUUUGGAAUAUCUCAAGUAAUGUGUACAGUGUGUUAUGACUGUGUAUCAUUGCUUAACCCAGCUUGUGAAGAUCCAGUAAAUACGGAUUACAUCACAAAAACUGACUGUGGAAGUGAUACAAAAUGUUUGAAAGCAAUUGCGGAAGCAUUUCUUGGUGGAGAAUCGGUAACUGCAACCAUUAGAACUUGUGCUGCUAAUUUUGUUACAUGUGAUGUUCCUCCAGAGGCACUACCUCCAGGAACUAAAAUACAUCAUUGUUCUUUUUGCAAUAAUGACUUAUGCAACAGUUCUCCGCAACUAUCAGCCGGGCUCUUUUCUAUUCUUCCACUUAUCGGUGCAUUUCUUAUCGCCAAGAUAGCGCUGUGAAAAAGCUGCGAAAAUGAUUCAUUGCUCUUUAAACAUUAAUGUUGCAUCAUAAAAUGCAAAUACUACGCAGCAAUAAAUUUUGUUUUAUUAA